Molecule: messenger RNA, 2848 nt
Organism: Pieris brassicae (large cabbage white)
Lineage: Eukaryota; Metazoa; Arthropoda; Insecta; Lepidoptera; Pieridae
Gene: Sec6
Product: exocyst complex component 3
Exons: 11
Coding region: 215-2473 (752 amino acids)
Biological process (GO): exocyst localization; exocytosis
Cellular component (GO): exocyst
Molecular function (GO): SNARE binding
Source: RefSeq, a predicted model, not a curated record
UCUUGAUUUACUAUAUGAUAUAGUUGUUAUCUGAAAGCGUUUCUAACUACCGCAUUUUACAGAUCUAUACAAUAAAAAAAUUACCAAGAGAAUAAACUUGUUUUUACAUUUCAAAUACAAUUAUAUAUUCAUUACUACUUGUUUAAGAGCUCGCAAGUGCAUUGCCGGCAUUUAAACUUUUUAAAUACCUCAUUGGUUAUAGGAAAAUGUAAUUAUGAGUACAAUGGAAGAAAUUGAAGAAGAAGCUAAAGCAGCAGCAGAGAUAAUGGUGACGAAUAUGAUGCAACGACCAGGACAGUUAGAGAAAGUGGAGCAAUACAAAAGAAGAAUUACACACAAAAAAGCCUCAAUUGAAGCUCAACUGAAAUCAGCAGUUCAAGGCAAAUUAGAUGGAGUAAGUGUUGGUUUACGACAGCUGCAAGAAUGUCUGGAUGAUGUGCAACAGAUUAGUUCAAAAAUGGAUGAACUGGAAGAACUGUUGAAAGGCGUACCACCAUUAGUAGCAUCACUACAAGCUGUGCGAGAAGAAGACUGUCGUCACUCGCAGUAUGUGACUGCUAUGGACAGCUUAAAACAUAUUUUCACAGUUCCUGAAAGUGUUGCAAAAGCUAAACAAUGGAUUGGGGAAGGAAAAUUACUUCAUGCACAUCAGUGCCUUAGUGAUUUGGAAAAUUCUAGAGAUGAUUUACUAUAUGAACUACAUCGUUUACCAAACCAGUCCUCUCAUGACAAAAUUAUGUUGAAAGCAUAUUUUGAUGAUGUACAGGCAGUGUCAGAAUUACUGGAAAAACAAAUUAAACUUAUACUAGCCAGAACAUUAAAUACUGUUAGAAAAGAACCAACGGUUAUUGUUACUGCUUUAAGAAUUAUUGAAAGAGAAGAAAAAAGGGACCAAAUGGCAUUAGAGCAAGAUCAAUCCGGUUUCAUGCCACCAGGCCGACCAAAAAACUGGCGAAAUAUGGCUUUUAAAGUAUUAGAAUCAGCUGUAACUGAGCGUAUUGAAGGCACACGUGUGGACGAAAGAGAAGAUAAUAAAUUAUGGCUUAUUCGGUACUUAGAACUGACGCGGCAAUUGAUAUUAGAAGAUUUACGGGUCGUCAAAACUCUAUGUGUGCCUUGCUUCCCUCCACACUAUGAUAUAGUUAACAAAUAUGUUGAUAUGUAUCAUAAUUGUCUGUCGUCGAGUAUGCAAGAUGUUGUACAGAAUGGUUUGGAAGGUAAUGAAAAUGUCACACUUUUGUCAUGGAUUUUAAACACUUACCCAGGGUCAGAGUUAAUGGGAAGUACUGAGUUAAACAUUGAUGUAUUAACAUUAAAGCCAUUACUGUCGAAGGAAAUAAUGCAGAAGUUAGAAGAUGAUUAUCUUCAGAGAAUGGAGUUGAACUAUCGAGAGUGGAUGGACAAGACUUUUGAAGCGGAACGCGCGGAGUGGGGUGGCGAGCGUUCCCCGGAAGUGGAACCCCAUACAUCCGCUUUCCACACACACGCUCCGGUCAUCAUAUUCCAAAUGAUUGAUCAAAACUUGCAGGUGACGGAGACCAUCACUAAAGAUAUUACUUUCAAGGCUCUCCUACUGAGUAUCGAUCAAGUGACUCGCUUCGGUAACAUGUACAGGGAAGGUGUUAUACAAUUUAAGAAUGCGCAUUUCGCGGACCGCUCCCGCGUUGUGUACUUCACACAUCACAUGAUUACUAUCGUCAACAAUAGCGAGCAAAUGGUUCGACUCGCCCAACAGACGCAAACCCGCCAUUGGCCUCCCGGAAAACAUGAUCCCGCUGGGGAAGAUAAGUUCAAUAAGAUGCUGGCCACCUUCCAGAAUUUGCGGCACGAAGCAGCAAAAUUCUUGCUCGAAGAAGCGUUUUUAGAUUUAGACGAACACUUUAAUGACCUCUUCACCGCUAAGUGGCUAACUACAACAAUACCUGUAGACACUAUAUGCGUAACAUUGCAAGAUUAUUUUCUUGAUUACAAUCAUUUGAGGGAGAAAAAUUUUGAUUACGUAAUAAAUGAGGCCCAGAACUUGGUUUAUCGCAAGUAUAUAACGGCCAUGUUGUCUAAGAAGGUGACUUUUAAGAGCGUGGAAGAGGCUCAACAGGCUGCAACGAAAAUUGUGAAAGAGGCAAACCAAAUACGCGCGUUCUUCAAGAAGAUCAAAGCUCAGGCCAUCGCAGCGGAAGGGAUCAACGUGGACUGGCCCUUUGAGGUUAUCUCCACAUUAGCUGAGGUACUACGGUGUCAAGACAUCGAAAUGCUGUCGUUAGACUUACACGGCGUAGUUGACAAAUGUCCAGAAGUUACUGAAGAGCAUUUGGCCCGACUUGUGUCCCUCCGAGGGGAUGUACCGCGUGCCCACAUUAGGGACACAGUAGCACAUGUGUGUGCUACUAAGAGACCCACGCGCCCUUCCACUAACCCACCACUUUUUAAACACGUAACCUUCAAUGAUAGGCUUCUUUCACACUUUACGCUGUAGUAUAACAAUUUUAACUGUAAUUAUUAUGUGUAAUUACGUUUUACAAAUCGAAGCAAACAACUGAUAUUUUCGUAUAGAAUACGUUUAUUACCUACGCAGCCUUCAUCUCGGAAAAUCAGGAUUCCAGGUGUAAAUAUCUUCUGUCUUAAAAUUAUAGCAAUUUAAAUUUACAAUACAUAAAGUGAUAACUUUAAUAUGCUCUUUUGAACCAAAAAUCAUAACAUAAUUAUUUAAUAAUCUUAAAAUGUAAUUAACUUUAUAAUGAAAAGGAUACAUUUUAAUCAGUUUAUAUUAAGCAAACUAUUAUUAUAUGAAUAAAAACCGCAUGAAAUUUUAAAUGUAAAAUAGCAGGUUAAUGUUAAAAUUAAGAUUAUA